AUGAAGAUGGCAGAGUACGUCAUCAAAACGUUGGUUAAAAUCUAUACCUGUACCCAUCUCAAAGCCGGAGAAGAGUUUAUUCGACACAUAAUUCUGACAACAAUCAGUAUAAAAAUCUCCCCAAAGCAUGGAAAGGAACAAGUGAAGAAUCAAGGCUCCGAUAAUAACUCUCAACCAGUUCACUGCAGAGAAGCAAAGAAAUGUUUUAAUUAUGAUCUUAUUUGUGAAAACUCAGGUUAUGAGGUUCGACAUUAUAAUUUAUCAACAUGGAUUGCAACCAAUGGAACAAGUUUUUUUAUGGAAUUUGCCAGCAAUGAAGGAUUUACAAAACUCUUUCAAUAUAUCCAGGGCAAAAAUGAAGAAGGCAAGAAAAUUAACAUGGCAGCUCUUGUUCUGCUUCAGAUACCUGAAAGUGAAAGAAUAAUGGAAAUGAAGAAUUACAUUGUCCACUUCCUGUUGCCAGUGGCUUAUCAAGAAAACCCUCCGACACCCAUUGACCCUGAUGUUUAUUUCAUUGAGUUCCCAGAGAUGUAUGUUUUUGUGAAAUUCUUUGGGGGUUCGUUACUGACAUGGAUCAAAUUCUAUUCCUCGAGACUGAAAGCAGAACUGAGUAAAGCUGACCAGAGUUUUAUCUCUGAUUAUUAUUAUGUCUCUGGAUACAACAGCUCAGAAGAGGUGGAAGUUGAAGAAAAAGAUUGGGGGCCCAAGAUGUUGGUUGGUCAGCACACUGAAGUGUGGUAUGUUGCAGAAGGAACUCCAGAGUGUUCAACUUUAGUCCCUGAACUCUCCACAUAGGACCCACUUGAAGAACUUUUCUUAUGAUUUUUAAAAAUCUGGUGUAACACAUUGUAUUUGUAUUCAUAGCUUGUGGUUUCAUAGACAGGAACCUGUCAUUAUUAUCUGUCUGGAUUGACAAACAUAUCUGAUGACAUUCUCCUCUAUCGCUCAAAAAAGACAUUACUUUCAGCUUUUGAAACAUUGAGACUUGAUUAGCAAAGGUCAUGAAUUUUUUCUCUUGAAACGAAGUUUCUGCAAGAGAGAUUUUUUUGCAUUCUAUUAAUUGCUGGUAUUUAAUUACAAGAGAUAAAAAGAAUGUAGUUCUUUCCAGGGUUGUUUUUUUUCCCCUCUGUUCUUUGCACAUUCAGUAUGUUAGCGCUCAACACUUAAAAUGCUGGCAAAAUAAUCUGUUACCAAGCACUUCAACACACACACACAAUUGACCAAUAAUACAAUUCCAUCUGCAACUUGGGUUAUUGACUUUGUUUUUUUAAAAAAAAGUUGCCGAUCCAGUAUCAGAAUAAAUAUUAUGACUAUCUAACUGAAAAGCUCUAUAUCAUUUGCUAUGUUAAUCCAUGGCCUCCUCUACUGCCACAAUGCCACACUCCGGUUGGAGGAACAACACCUUAUAUUCUGUCUGGGUAGCCUCCAACCUGAUGGCAUGAACACCAAUUUCUUGGACUUCCUGUAAUCCCCUCCCUCCAUUCCCUAUUCCUGUUAACCUCUCCCAUCUUAGCUCCUUACCUGCCCAUCACCUCCCUCUGGUGCUCCUCACCCUUCCCUUUCUUUCAUAGACUCCUCUCCUACCAGUCUCCCUUUUCUCCAGCCUUUUAUCUCUUUCACCAAACAACUUCCCAGCUCUUUACUUCAACCCCUCCCCCUCUCCUGGUUUCACCUAUCACUUUGUACCUCUUCUUCCCCUCACCCUAUCUUCUUACUCUGACUUCUCAUCUUCCUCUCCAGUCCUGAUAUGUGUGUUAUUUUGGAUUUCCAGCAUUUGCAGAUUUUCUCGUGUUUGUGAUACAUUUUGUUGAUUUAGCUUCUGAGAAGUAAUCCUGAGGUUGAAUAACUUGCUGUUUUUCCUCAAUCUCCCACUACUUAAUCAACACAACAAGUUAGCAGUGGUGACAAAACUGCCCUGGGGAUAUCCUAAAAUAAAAAUUGGGUAUUCUGGUAUUCAAUAUUGAACAUAAUUAUACCAUUAUUCUUGCCUUAUCAGCAUUAAAUCACAAUGCUUGCCACUAGACCAUGUAAUUAUUCAACAAAUUUCAACCUUCACUGUAGCCUCUUCAAAAUGCUGUUAUAUUGUAUAUCUGAUUAUUGAAAUCGCUAGGCAAUUAAUUUUAGCUUAUCACCUGUCCUUUCUAACUAAGCUACACACAAAAAAUGCUGGAAGAAUGCAGCAGGUCAGGCAGCAUCAAUGGAAAUUAAUAAGCUUUCAACGUCUGGGCCAAGACCCUUCUUCAGGACUGAGAAGGAAGGGGGAAGACAACAGAAUAAAAAGGUA
Hypanus sabinus (Atlantic stingray) is the source of this 2284-nucleotide messenger RNA. RefSeq names its product heme-binding protein 2-like. The record is from RefSeq and is a predicted model, not a curated record. Gene Ontology annotation, cellular component: cytoplasm. NCBI's taxonomy places the organism in Eukaryota, Metazoa, Chordata, Chondrichthyes, Myliobatiformes, Dasyatidae.